Messenger RNA from Cylindrotheca closterium, 564 nucleotides. The record is from the annotation of a GenBank genome assembly. NCBI's taxonomy places the organism in Eukaryota, Bacillariophyta, Bacillariophyceae, Bacillariales, Bacillariaceae.
AUGUGGGCAUGCUUCUUUGGCACUUUGCCCGAGGUAGCUAGUAACAUUUGGAACAGACUAGCUGAAAGCAACAAAAUUUCCAAGGGUGGUGCCCCACGUCAUCUUCUAUAUGCUUAUGUUCUACUCAAGAAGUAUGCUGGCGAUGACGCCAAUGCAAAGAUGGUGAUUCGGAUGGAUCUCCGACUGAUUGGAUGGAACAAGUUGGUCACAAUGGCUUCAAUUGUCUACGAUGCUACUACGUUUGGGUGCUUUGAUAAGUGGCCGUUCGACAGCAAAAUGUGGGAUGUUAAACGCCACAAAGCAGGCCUCAAGUAUGAUGUUGCUAGCUCUAUUCACAAAGGCUACAUUGUCCAUUGGAGCGGUUGGCACGAGGGUGGCAAGUCAGAUAUAAAGAUUUUCCGAGAGGAGCUGAAGUCAAAAUUGGACGCAGGUGAAUGUGUCGGGGCUGAUGCUGGAUCUUCAGGCGAAUGCUGUUUUAAGAAUCCUCAAGUCGCCAAAUCGCGUCGGGAAAGCAGCAAAAGGGUGUUGUUUGUGCAAGACAAGAAUGUGUCUUUUGCAAGUUGA